Molecule: messenger RNA, 4035 nt
Organism: Ailuropoda melanoleuca (giant panda)
Lineage: Eukaryota; Metazoa; Chordata; Mammalia; Carnivora; Ursidae
Gene: TAL1
Product: TAL bHLH transcription factor 1, erythroid differentiation factor
Exons: 3
Coding region: 409-1017 (202 amino acids)
Biological process (GO): regulation of transcription by RNA polymerase II
Molecular function (GO): protein dimerization activity; RNA polymerase II cis-regulatory region sequence-specific DNA binding; DNA-binding transcription factor activity, RNA polymerase II-specific
Source: RefSeq, a predicted model, not a curated record
GGCGGGCGGCCACCGGGGAGCACUCGGCUCGGGCGCCCCUCUGCCCCUCGGAGCGACCGCCUUCCUCCCGACGGCGCGGAGCGGCGGGAGCGCGGGAGGACCGGGGGGGUUGUUAACUGCACGCCCGAGCCCGUGCGCCCGCGACCUGGGCUCCUCCGUGGGAGUGUGCGUGUGCGUGUGCGCGGGCCGGCUGUGGGGUGCUCCGUGCGUGUGCGGCGUGUGCGGCGUGCGUGGCUGUGCGGAAGCCCGGGAGGGUCCGCGCCUUCGGGAGUGCGGGCCUGUGGCUGCGGGUGAGCAAGAGCGGCCUGGCCCGUGCUGUUGGUGGUGGUGGUGUGUGUGUGUGCGCGCGUGUGUGGUGGGUGUGGUGCGGACCGAAGGCAGUCGCAUGAGUGUGAGUACCAGGCAAGAAUGUGUCUGACUGCGCUCCCUGUGAAAGUCUUCUGGAAGCUGCGGCCCUCAGUGCACAGUGGGUUCUUUGGGGAGCCAGAUGCCUUCCCUAUGUUCGCCACCAACAACCGAGUGAAGAGGAGACCCUCCCCUUAUGAGAUGGAGAUUACUGAUGGUCCCCACACCAAAGUAGUGCGACGCAUCUUCACCAACAGCCGAGAGCGAUGGCGGCAGCAGAACGUGAAUGGGGCCUUCGCUGAGCUCCGCAAGCUGAUCCCCACGCAUCCCCCGGACAAGAAGCUCAGCAAGAACGAGAUCCUCCGCUUGGCCAUGAAGUACAUCAACUUCCUGGCCAAGCUGCUCAAUGACCAGGAGGAGGAGGGUACCCAGCGGGCCAAGCCUGGCAAGGACCCUGUGGUGGGGGCUGGUGGAGGAGGCAGUGGGGGAGGGGGCGGUGCACCUCCCGACGACCUCCUGCAGGACGUGCUCUCCCCCAACUCCAGCUGCGGCAGCUCGCUGGAUGGGGCGGCCAGCCCGGACAGCUACACAGAGGAGCCGGCCCCCAAGCACCCGGCCCGCAGCCUCCAUCCCGCCAUGCUGCCCGCCGCUGAUGGCGCAGGUCCCCGGUGAUGGGGCCGGGGCCACUCAGGACCAGCCGGGAGGGCACACUCAGGCCACUGGGACCGUGGGCUUCAGGGCAGGUGGGGUGAGGAUCGGGCAGCUCUGGAGCUGGGCAGUGGACUCGAUGAGCUGUCCUUGAUGUCUGAACUUUGCGGAGCCCUGACUGCCCCUGGGGCGGCUUUCCUGUUUCCUGCCUCAGUGGGAGAACAGAAAAAUGAAGCAAAGUGGUAGGUACUUUUUAUGAAGACGGCACGGUCUUCCCCCUCCCCCAGUCCCUAAGACUUCUCCAGUAAGAAGCUUGACUGGCAUUGCUUUUGGCCUGGAGCUUGGGGGCCCUGUCUUUGCUGAGACCUGGGGUGGUCAGCUCUCCCCUGGGGCAUCCAGCAGCCUCUGCCUUGCCUUUAGCCCCUCCCAAGCUGGCUGGUGUGGCUUGUGUGGCCACUCUGUCCAAAUACGUAGGUACCCAGUAGCCGCCCAUUUCUGGGUGAGCCCCCAUCUUCACCCAGGCCCGUGUUGGUCCACCCAGCUGGCCAGCUGCUGCAGUCACAAGCCUCGAGGUGCCUUCUACAGGGCCUGGUUGAAGAAGAUGGCCAGUGGACAGCCUGCUCUCGACUAGCUGGGCCAGAGGGUCAGAAAACCCAGGAGCCCUUACUGCUUGGCCCGGGCACCAAAGCUCUGCUUUCUCCCCACGGAGACUUGCCUUCCUGAUCCUUGUGGGGACUGAGUCUGUAGCUGGGAGCCUGCCCUGUCAGGCAUCUCAUGUGAGGGCAGAGAGAGGGAAAAUGAUGAGAGAGAAAGGGAGCCAGAGCUCUCUGGGGCUGUGGGUUCAAAUCCUGGCAGUGUCUCAGAGCCGCUUGCCUGUAUUCUCGGCCCCCCGUCACUGUUCAUGCUGUGUGCCGCUGGGUGUGGGCCGCUGCUGAGCAUGGACGUGCAGCCUCGUCGUGUGUCCUCCCCGAAGCUCAGGGGGACCUUCCCUCUCCAAGGUGUCUGUUUGCUGACGGUCUGGUCUGCACCCAACUGAGCACAAACCCUGUCCUAUGAAUUCCUGGCAUUUGGGAUUUUUGCUUGACUUCAGUUGCUUGACCCAGGCUCCAGCCCCAGAGACCAGGCCCUGGCUGAGACCCAGACAAAUGCACGUUCACUCAGCAGAAUCUCCGACACGCCUUGAUCAUACACCUUUUGGUCAUCUGGGGUGUGUAUGGGAGGCAGGCUUACUGCAAAGGAGCGCCCCCCCUCCCAUAGUUGUACAUGAAAUUUUUGUAAAUCAAGUCCUUAUCCUUCAUCUUUUAAAGAAAUACUACCGCAAGUCCUUUUGUAAAGUGAAGAAUUUUUUGUAGAGUGGUCCACUGCCCCUUGUUGAUCUCUUGUGCCAAUCCAGAUGGUGGGACAUGGUUUUCCUAAGUCCAGGCCUGCCUGUGACCUGCGUUCCAAGCCCAUGGAACAAACUCCACACAAGUUCUAGAGACGUGUCAUUGUACUCUCAAGUCACCACAGCCACCUCCCACCAGGCGCGGCCUUUGAGGUUAGAGGGAAAACGGUCCCUCCCAGGGAAAGGCCUUGGGCACAGUCCUGUGCAGACAGGGUGUGAACCCGGCUCCCGCCCCUCCCUCUUAAGUUGGGGGGUCCAGUUUGUGAGUAGGGGAGCAACAUGGUAAUCCUUUAGCACUCAGACUGUCUGUCCAUUUCAGACCCCCAACAUCAUAUUUUGCUGAACAUUAGGAUUGGUUUCUUUCCAAUACUUGGAAGCUCCGGUGAGGAGCCCCAUCUGUCUAAAGAUGGAGCAUCUGUCCUUGGUCCUAAGGCUGCGUUUGCUUCCUGGUGGAUUAGUUUGACUUGGGAGUGAACGGAGGCCACAGUACGGAUGGGUGAAUGGAUGAAGAGGUUUUAGGAGAUGGAUCACAGGUUCUAUCAGGAAGUCACGCUUCUGGCUUCCUCUUCUCUCAGACGUGCAGAAUGACGUGGAUAAGUUACCUCUCUCAAUGUCAGUUUCUCAUAAAUACGCUGGCUUGGUCUGUCUGCUGGGGCUGUGGUGUAGACCAAGUGGAAUCAUGCAAGUAGAAGCGUUCCGGGACCAGAAAGAGCUCUUUGGCCCUCAGUAUCAUUCCUGCAGUGGGGUUUCCCAUCCUGAGUCCAGGGCCGCAGCAGUGGGCCAGUCUGCCUGACUGUGCAGCUUUGGGCAAUUUAGGUUCCAAACUACUUUUGCCUGACUUCUCCUGAUCGUCCUCAUUUCUCCAGAUUGACCUCAUUUGUGUCUCCUUCCAAGGGGAGGCACGAGAGUGAGAAUGGAAAAAAGAUACGGGCAGAACAUAUAAGACAUAAUACAGCUUCCCCCAGUGGGCCUGGGUAGGGAUGGGCAAAGCUUCAUGUCUUUGUAAGACCGAUAGAAGACCCAAAAUUUUAAUUUUCAUUUGCACCCCGCUCACCCCGCCCACCAUACCCUCCUCCUUCCUCUGCCUCGUCACCUAUGAAGAAAUGGCAACAUUCCAAGAAUAAUAUCUGUGCAAAGGGAAAAGAUGUAAAGGGGGAAGAAAGCAAGGAGAACAGAGAUGAUCGUAAGGACUGGAGGGAUUCGCAUCUUUUCGGGAAAAUUCAUAGGCUUUCGUUGGUGGUGGCAAAUGACAAGAUGGUACAACCUUUCUCCUUUUCCGAAAACAGAACAAAGGGCACAGCGUCUGUAGUCCGCCGACAACUAUCUCGGCCCUUGGGGGUGGUCUGGUCGUACUUGUGAUUGCGAUGGUACAUGGCCCCCCACCGAAGGCUCGCCCCUGCCCGUGUACAUAGCGCGUUGUUCCUGUGGGCGGGCCCAGCACUUUCCGUCAAUGUCGUACUGUACGUGAUGCGUUGCGUUGGUCUCUGCGUUUUUCUGCAGAAGAGGAGUAACCGCUCCAGGUACCUUGACCUUUGUACAGCCUGGAGGCCAACACUGUGGGCGUGACUCUUUAGCGACACAACCCUUGUGGUGAUGAUGUGUGUAUAUAUAUAUAAGGAUAUAUUGGGAAGAUUUCUAAAUAAAAGUUUUACAGAGGG